Scophthalmus maximus (turbot) is the source of this 1704-nucleotide messenger RNA. RefSeq names its product troponin I, fast skeletal muscle. Gene Ontology annotation, cellular component: troponin complex. Lineage: Eukaryota; Metazoa; Chordata; Actinopteri; Pleuronectiformes; Scophthalmidae. Gene Ontology annotation, biological process: muscle contraction. The coding region runs from base 151 to 675 and encodes 174 amino acids. The transcript has 7 exons. The record is from RefSeq and is a predicted model, not a curated record.
AUAAAGAGAAAGUGGAGGAUUUAGAGGGCUAUGAGAGAUUGCAAUAUAUACCUUCUUAACGCUUGGUCUGCCUGGGACUCCGUCUGUCUCUGUGACUUUCACAAGCUGACAACUCUGCUUGGUUAAAUACAUCAGGAUCCUGCAGCAAACAUGGCUACUGAGAAAAGACUGUCUGCGAGGCGUAAGCAUACUCUGAAGAGCUGUAUGCUGGUGGUAGCCAAUAAUUUGUUGGAUGCUGAAGCAACAGUGAAGGCUGAUGAGAGAGAGAAGUUCCUGGCAGAGAAAUGUCCUUCUGUGGAGCUGCCAUACUCCAAGGAUGAACUUAUGGAACUUUGCAAGCAACUUCAUGAGCAGAUUGACAUCAGUGAAGAGGAGAGAUACUGCAUAGAGUUCAAGCUGAACAUGGUUCUCAAUGAGGUGAGAGAUCUCAACAUUAAGAUUGUGGAUCUGAGGGGAAAGUUCAAGAGACCUCGGCUGAAGAAAGUGCGCAUGUCAGCUGACGCCAUGCUGAAAGCUCUGCUGGGCUCCAAGCAUACAGUUAACAUGGACCUUAGAGCCAACCUGAAGCAGGUCAAGAAGGAAGUGAAAGAGGAGGACAAGCAGCUGCGUGAUGUUGGAGACUGGCGUAAGAACAUUGAAGACAAGUCUGAUAGGAAGAAGAUGUUUGAUAGUUAAAUGUCACCUGCAAAUGAUUGUUGGGUUUAAGGUUGAUUUUUAGGACAGAAUUCAGGUCUCAUGUCUUUGUAACUGAGGAGUUUUAUUCCAAAUUGCAGCAUAUCCAUCCUAACAUUUAAUUUCAUGGAAGAGGUAAGGCAUGGAAGUUGUGUUUGCUACGGUUUUGUUCUGGUACGGUAUGGUAAAGUAAAUGAUAAAUGACCUUAAUCUCCUAAAUCUCCAUGUUCCUUUCUAUUUCAAAAGAAGUAUUUUUUCCCGAGCAUGAGUUGAUUCACACAAAUGUGUACUUAACAAAUAUAGGAUUCGCAACGUGAUCUGAGGUAGAUGAGGCAGAGUUGGGUUUUCCUUUUUCUUUUUUUGCAGUUUUUGGAUAUCUCACUUUGGAAUUAAACUCUUCAGGUGAAUUUAAGCUGCCUUCUGUUUUUGCGAGUAUCGACACUGCUUUGACGUAUUUGUACUGUAUUUUCUAAUAUCACUUGGUCCAUGACAUAUGAAUCAAUCCUGCUUAUGUUCAGAAUUAUACUUCAAAAUCUAACUGUCAUGGUAUAUUCUUCCUCAUAUAAUACAAGAAUACUGUCUUGUGGCACUAUAGGCUGCUGCACCCUGACCGACGGGUCCUGACAAAUUAUUAGGUUGUAAUUAGGCUGUUUUGUUACCUUGAAGUUUAUGCCGCAGGUUGAGUUUCGGUUUAUCUAUUCUCUAAUGUAAUUGAAUAAGUGUUAUAUGAUGCAUAUGAUUUGUUGCAAGUAGCAACACAGUGCCCAGUGUGAAGAAGGAAAUUGAAAAAGCAGUGAAUUAGCAUGACAAUCUAACAGUCUGUAAUAGAUCAAAUGAAGCAAAAGGCCAGUGAAAUACGGGACACCAAAUUCCCUUGCUAGUGACUUCAACUACUCCAGAGGUGUAAUUCAGUCUACAGUCUGUACCCAACAAAAUCACCAAAGUCAUCUUUUUUUAAAUGUUCAAACCAAAAUGUAAUCAUCUUUUCUCAUCUUGUUGCCGUAACAUGAAAUACAAAAGCUUAAUGUUCAA